Molecule: messenger RNA, 4972 nt
Organism: Topomyia yanbarensis
Lineage: Eukaryota; Metazoa; Arthropoda; Insecta; Diptera; Culicidae
Product: ATP-binding cassette sub-family C member 4-like
Exons: 11
Coding region: 516-4751 (1411 amino acids)
Biological process (GO): transmembrane transport
Cellular component (GO): membrane
Molecular function (GO): ATP binding; ATP hydrolysis activity; ABC-type transporter activity
Source: RefSeq, a predicted model, not a curated record
GUCUCGCUUUGGUCCACCCGGCUACCAAGUUGUGGAUUUUAUGGAGACACGCGACCCGUAUAGAUUGACACACGUUAUUCCCUUCGGUGUCGAUUUUUCCAGCUAGUACACACAAUAAAAGCUUGUGUGUUGUAACUCAACCGAAGAGUUUGAUUAAUUGCGUUCAGUGAACUUUGUUUAAGGAACUAUUGUGCGUGAAAUAACGGAAUAUCGAGAGCGUUAUGCCUCAAGAAGUGUUUAAAAGUUGAUUAUCAGUUCAAUCAAGUGCCACAGAAUAAACAAAGUUGGUGACACUGCGACCCGCCUUGAUUUAGUCCAAGUUGUCUGACUUGAUGUGCCCAGAAGGACAAAAACAUAAAAGCUGAUGAAUCGAUGAAAGUAUUACAUGAAACUGGCUAAACAAUGAAACAGCUGAAGGAGUACGAGAAGAAAGUGAAAAACGAAACAUAAUUUUCGCGUCGAAAGUGACUACAAAAAAACCCUAACAAUAGUGAGACAAGUGAACCAUACCAAAAAUGGAUAACUCACGCAAACCGGAGAAGAAAAACCCGCGCAAGGGUGCCUUCUGUUUGUCGCAGCUUCUGUUCACCUGGCUGCUGCCACUGUUUUACAACGGCUGUCGGUGGGGUUUGAACAAGGACGAUCUCACCAAGUGCCUCAAGGGAGAUAAAUCGGAAGAUCUCGGAGACCGGCUGGAAGAAAAAUGGCAAAAGGAAAUCUCACGAGCCAGGAAAGAAAAUCGGCCACCUCGAUUACGGAACGCAUUGUUUCGUACCUUCUAUAAACAAUGCAUAUUCGAUGGGUUCCUAGUGUUCCUGUUCGUUCUGGUCAAGUCCAUAUUGCCAGUAGUAUUGGCGCAAUUGCUGAUUCAAUUCCAAACGCCUAACAACUCUACCAACGGCGGCGGUGGUUUGAUUAACAGUACUACAGCUCCACCCGAUGUUUUUCUAGCUACAACACUACAUUUUCUGCAUGAUCUGGAUAAAAAUGAAACGGAGCUGGAGCGCACGAGAAGAAGCGUCGAUGAUAGCAAAAGUAGUUCAAAUCGGAAUCAUCUUAAUAGGGAUGAUUACAGCGAUGAUGAUUACAGCAACAGUCGAGAUGAUGGGUACAUCGACCUUACGGACGAGGAAGGACCGACUCGAGUUCGCUCGUUAUCAAGCGUAGCUGACAUCAUCGAUUAUGCCUGGAACGAUGUGUACGGCCUGUCGAUAGUCCUGGUGGUGCUGACCUUGCUGGGUUGUUUCUUCAAUCACCAUUCGGAUCUGAGGCAACGGCUGGUCGGUGCAAGGAUGCGGAUCGCGUGCUGUUCGGUGAUCUACCGGAAGACAUUGCGAAUAUCCAAAAAGGCAGCCGGACAAACGCCGGCCGGUUAUCUGAUUAACCUGUUGUCCAACGACGUCAGCCGACUGGAUUAUGGUUUUAUCUUUUUGCACUACGUUUGGGUGCUGCCGUUCCAGGCAGUUUUUACGUGUUACCUUAUUUGGCGCAGUGUCCAAUGGGCAGCUGUUAUAGGUGUUGUUGGGUUGUUACUCAAAACAAUCCCAGUUCAAACUGGGCUUGGUCGGUUGCAGUCCGUGCUUCGAUUACGAGUGGCCAAACGAACCGAUCAACGAGUCGGCAUUAUGAAUGAGUUGAUCCAGGGCAUACAGGUGAUCAAGAUGUACGCCUGGGAGAAGCCUUUCCACUCUGUAGUUUCGCUAGCGCGUAAGAAGGAAGUCCAGCAGAUUCGAUGGGCCUCGUACAUUCGUGGCAUAUAUCUCAGUACGAUGAUGUUUACUGAGCGAUCCACGUUAUUCCUGGCGAUCGCUGCCUGCUUCUUCGAAGGUCGACCUAUCACUGCCGAUAUUGUGUUUCCGAUGGCACAGUUUUUCAACAUUCUACAGUUAACAGCAGCUAUAUUUUAUCCGCUUGCAAUUUCGCUUGGAGCCGAAGCCUUGGUAUCAAUUGACAGGGUUCAAGAAUUCCUUGCGAUGGAUGAACAGGAUACGAAUAUAGCUGGUUUACAUAAAAUCGAUCUAGAGAAUAUAAAAAAGAAGCCCUCUACUGCCGUGGAAUUGACAAAUAUUUCCGCUAGCUGGGAGAGCAAUAAGGAGAAAACUCUACAGGAAGUAACACUUAAGGCUGAAGCGGGUAAAUUACUGGCAGUUGUUGGACCAGUUGGAGCGGGUAAGAGUUCAUUACUUCAGUUGUUGCUGGGUGAGUUGCCGAUACUUAAGGGAGAAGCCGUCAUUAAUGGAGACGUUUCCUAUGGCUCCCAAGAACCUUGGCUAUUUACUGGAACCGUUCGGAAUAACAUUUUGUUUGGCUUGCCGUACGAUCGUAAACGUUAUCAGGAAGUGGUAGAGCAUUGUGCCUUAGUAACGGACUUUGAUCAACUUCUCGAAGGGGAUAAAACUGUAGUGGGCGAACGAGGGACCUCGCUUUCCGGUGGACAGCGAGCUCGAGUAAAUCUGGCACGAGCCGUUUAUAAGAAUGCUUCUAUUUACCUGUUGGACGAUCCGCUCAGCGCCGUGGAUACUCACGUGGGACGUCACCUGUUUGAUGAGGUAAUGGGACCGAAGGGCUAUCUAGCCAAGCAACAGGCAACGAGGAUUUUAGUGACUCAUCAGGUACAUUUUUUGAAGGAUGCUGACUGGAUUGUGAUACUUGAACAUGGAAAGAUUCUCAUGCAAGGUACAUAUCAAGAACUGUCGCAAAGUAAUCUAGAUUUCGGUAAACUACUGGGUUCAAAUGAAGAGAAAGUGGACACUGUAGACGAAGAAGAAACUGAGGAUUUGUUGGCAGAUGAAGAAAUUCCUUUCAUCGACGGUGCUAAGUCUGACAGCUACCAACUAAUGAAAAGUUCAGUAUCUAUUCCGGGACUUACGUCUAUAUCAUGUGCUGCCAGUAUCAGCGAACACCUUGGCCGAACCGCAGCCGAAGAUCAAGCAGAGGGUAGCCUUCCGCUGAAAGUUUGGACCACGUACUUUUUGGCCGGAGGAAAUGUAUUUCUGGUUCUAUUCACUUUCAUAACACUAGUAUUUACUCAAGUCGUUGUCAGUGGUUCUGAUUACUUUGUGACCUACUGGACCCGUCAGGAAGAGCGCCGUCUUCAAGAUAUUCCGGUGAACCAUUCUACCAGUGAUUACCUCGCUACAUAUGGAAUUUUCAUCAUUGCAGUAAUCUUCUUCACCAUAUUCCGUGGCUAUUUGUUCUUCAACAUCUGCAUGAAGGCAUCCAGAACAUUGCACGAUCGCAUGUUUGCCAAAAUACUCGCUGCCCCGAUGCGAUUUUUUGACAUAAAUCCAUCAGGCCGAAUCCUAAACCGAUUUUCCAAAGAUAUGGGGGCAAUCGAUGAACUACUACCGAAAGCAAUCAUGGAUGCUGUCCAAGUGCUGCUAGUCAUGGUCGGUAUUCUGGUGGUCAUUGCCAUCAUGAAUCCGAUCCUUUUGCUGGCGUUGCUGGCAGCUGUAGUACUGUUCGCGGGGGCACUGAAACUAUAUCUCAGACCGGCACAGGAUCUAAAACGUCUCGAAGGGAUUACUCGUAGUCCAGUAUUCUCACAUCUUUCGGCAACUCUGAGCGGUCUUUCAACAGUUCGAGCCAAUGCUGCCCAGCAGAAGAUCACUCAGGAAUUUGAUGCCCUGCAAAACGUACACUCGGCCGUGUGGCAGCUGACAAUGUGUAGUAAUGCCGCACUAGGUCUGUGGUUAGACUGCAUCAGCACUGGCUUCGUAGCUUGUGUCACGUUCAGUUUUAUUUUACUACAUGAAAGUGAGACCUACAGCGCAAACGUCGGUCUUGCCAUAUCGCAGGCGAUGAUCCUAACCGGAAUGGUUCAGUACGGUAUUCGCCAAACGGCCGAAUCCAUGCAACAGAUGACUGCGGUGGAAAGAGUAAUUCAGUAUACGGAAAUUCAAUCAGAACCGAACCCGCCCAAAAUCCCACCCGAAGAUUGGCCCUGGCGUGGUCAGCUAGAGUUCCGAAAUAUGUCCCUUCGAUACGACCCGGAUAGUGUUCCGGUACUGAAGAAUCUGAAUCUAACCAUAGCUCCCACCUGGAAGGUUGGCAUUGUAGGACGCACGGGGGCCGGUAAAUCCUCGCUGAUUGGUGCACUGUUUCGAUUGGCUCCGAUCGAAGGGAAAAUAUUAGUAGAUGGAAUUGAUACAGGAGUGGUAUCCUUGGAGUCACUGCGAUCGAAGAUUUCCAUCAUUCCACAAGAUCCGGUCCUGUUCAGUGCAACGAUUAGAUACAAUUUGGAUCCGUUCAAUCUAUAUGAUGACGACAGUCUGUGGAAAGCAAUAAAUGAGGUGGAGCUGCGCUCCGCAGUCAGCGGUUUAGACUACAUGGUCACCGAAAGUGGAACGAACUUCAGUGUUGGUCAACGUCAGCUGAUUUGUCUUGCGAGAGCCAUUUUAAGAAACAACAAGGUUUUGGUACUGGAUGAAGCUACCGCAAACGUAGAUCCCCAAACCGACGCCUUAAUUCAACGGACAAUCAGGGAAAAAUUCCAACAUUGCACAGUGCUCACUGUAGCCCAUCGUCUGCAUACUGUAAUGGAUUCCGAUCGAAUACUGGUGAUGGAUGCAGGUCAAGCACGAGAAUUUGAUGUUCCCCACCUUCUGCUGCAGCAAGAGGGAAGCGUACUGAGGGACAUGGUUGAAGCAACAGGAUCAUCUGAAACUGAAUCUCUCAAACGGGUUGCUGCGGAAACUUACGCCCGAAUGGAUCCCAACCGGCAUCUUCUCAGCAACCUGCCGAAUCCUUGACAUUUUAGCAAUGGUGGCCAGUAAUACUUAGUUUUGUUCAAAAUCUGCCAAAUUUUUGUCGUUCAAUGAGAGACUACCAUCAGUUUUUAUGAUGGAACUUAAGCAGAGUUAUGCCUACUAGCAUAUAGCUUGUUUGAACGACAGAAAAUGAUAGGUUCUCCAGUUUAUGUUUAAGUAUAAGAUUUCAGAAGCGAUACAAUAUAAAAAAACAAUAUUUACAA